Messenger RNA from Volvox carteri f. nagariensis, 3465 nucleotides. RefSeq lists its product as uncharacterized. NCBI's taxonomy places the organism in Eukaryota, Viridiplantae, Chlorophyta, Chlorophyceae, Chlamydomonadales, Volvocaceae. The record is from RefSeq and is a predicted model, not a curated record. Bases 1 to 3465 code for a protein of 1154 amino acids. The transcript is spliced from 14 exons.
AUGACGCAGGCCACCAACCAGCACCGAGUCGGAGAGGCUUCUGCUGUCGGCAGCCAGCAAGAGGCGGUAGGAGGAGAUGAGGUGGACACGAACAACGAUGAUCCCACCGUCGGCAUGGAUGACAAUAAUGAACACAUGGACAUUGAUGAUAUCCAUACCGGUGUCGGCCACCCCAGCCGCGAGGCUCUGGAGGAAGUAAUAUUCGGACUUCUGGGCAACGCCACAAACGGCCAGGAUCCGACGCAGCAACCGCACAUACUGACGCAGCUAUCGUCGAUGCUGGAAGGCUUGCUGCGAGGCCAGCUGAUUCGCGAGGCGAUACUGCUGACACCCUGGACGGAGUAUCUUGCUGUGCGUCGCACGGUUUCCCCGAACAUGGGCGGCCGGCCCUGCGACCCGGCAUGCUACACCGGCAGCAGUAGCAAGGUCGCGCAGGCGCUACAGGCCGCCGGGCUGCUGCCCACACCGCCUGAUGCAGCUAGGUCAACCAGCGCCAACAGCAGCACCGGCAUCAGCACCAGCAGUAGCAGCAGUGGCGGCAGCAGCGGCGGUACGGCCUCCCUGCAGGACUACUGCGACAGCUGCGGCCCUCCGCUGUGGGUGGUUCCGGAGCAUCUGGCGCUGGGGGUGGACAGGCAGCAGAUGUCGCAGAUGCAAAUUCACGGCUACAGGCUACAGAUGAUUUUGAAGCUCACCGUCAGCUCCCUCAUCAGCACCCGCCAUUACUUGGUCAUGGACAGCGACGUGCUCAUGGUUCGCCACGUGGGCCCUCAACAGGCGCACUGGCUGUUCCCGGAGCCAGGGAAGGCCCUAUACCAGCCCCAACGACGUGUCGUACAUCACCGUUGGUGGAACACUACGGAGGCAGUCCUGGGCCUGGGGGGCUGCUUAUCUGCUGACCCAGACACGAGUGUCUUCGGCGUCACCCCCGCCCUCCUCGCCACCGACAUUUCUGCCAGUGUGUCCCGUUACUGGGACGAGCACCUGGGUGGCGGCUCCAGGCUGCGAGCCCUAGGGGAGCUCCUUCCCAGACGGCGGCCCUUCCUCACCGAGUACUGCUCCUACCACUUGGUGGCGGAAUGCGUCAUGGGUAACGGCACGAUGAACGAGUACCAUGCACUGCCGCGACACCGCCGCCUCCUUUCUAAUGGGGCAUCUGUCGGGAACAGGGAUGAGCUGGAGGGCGAGAACGCGCCGCCGGUGCUGUACCGCGGGUUGUGGCAGAGCGGAUCGUGGUCAAAGCCCGGGGGACGCGCGACGGUGUGCAAGGACUGUGUUUUCUUGGUAGUGCAGAGCGACACGGGGGUGCCCGAGGACCUGCUGACCAGCCAGGUCGCGCGGGGUUGCCAGAGGAGCAAGGCCCCCUGGCUCGUUCCGGGCAUUGGGCAGGUGGCGCCCGACAAGAAGUACCCGCUGCGGCAGCUCUGGAGCAGUGUCCGCACGUGCGGCCGUGGGCGAUCCGGAACCGCCGCUGGCACGCGCGGUGGUCGAGGGUGUGGACGCAGCAGUGGCGGGAGAACUGGGCGCGGGACAGGGCGCGUGGAGAGCAACACAGGCGGUGGAGCCGAGGAGGCAUGGGUGUCUGGAGAGAACGAUGUGAUUCAGGAUGAGGAUACCACCAACUACGAUGCGUUCAAGGAGUGGGUCGGCGAGGUGCCAAGAGCAGCUAAGGGCGAAGCUGGCAAGCACAGGCGGGGUGGCGGUGAUGACGACGACCUGGGUGCGAGGUCGGGGCGCAAGGUUGGAAAUAAACGGCUGAAGGGGAACAAGGGCGCAGGCCGGGGCAGGGGUGCAAGCAAGGGGACCGCCAGAGUCUCUAAUGCAGCGAUCGGGAGAAUAACUCUGCUGGCGAUGCUGCUGGGUUUGGUGCUGCUGCUCCCUGGGAGCCACCUGUCCAGCAUCACUUCGAGCGGACGUCCCCAUCGCCGCCGCAUAGCGUACACGCCUUCCAGGCAGCAGCUCGUCAUCACCAACAAUGUCAACAGCAUCAUCAGCGACCGCACCACCUCCACCUCCACCUCCACCGCCACCUCCACCUCCAGCACCACAGCCACCAACCAGCACCGAGUCGGAGAGGCCUCUGCUGUCGGCAGCCAGCAAGAGGCGGCUGGUGGAGAUGAGGUGGGAGCUGCAGAUGUGGCCACGGACUACUACUACUACACAAAAAAGGAUGUAAACACGGACAAGGACAAGGACACGGGAACGGAAGCGGGCGGUCAUCAUACGACCCAGGAUUUGCAGCAGCCCCGGCCGCGUCUCUUGCACCAACGGACUUUGGAUGGGCAGGGCCCCGAGCAACAGGUACAACAGCAGAAUCAUCAGCUUCCCCAGCUGACCAUCCUGUUGCUGACCACUUUCAAAGAUAUCGGCCGGGCGUUAAUGAGCAUCACCUCCGUGAAGACGCACUUGGCUCCGGAGCUGAUCCGCGAGGGGAUACUGCUGACACCCUGGACGGAGUAUCUUUCGUUGCGUCGCACGGUUUCCCCGAACAUGGGCGGUCGGCCCUGUGACCCGGCAUGCUACACCGGCAGUAGUAGCAAGGUCGCGCAGGCGCUACAGGCCGCCGGGCUGCUGCCCACACCGCCUGAUGCAGCUAGGUCAACCAGCGCCAACAGCAGCACCGGCAUCAGCACCAGCAGUAGCAGCAGUGGCGGCAGCAGCGGCGGUACGGCCUCCCUGCAGGACUACUGCGACAGCUGCGGCCCUCCACUGUGGGUGGUUCCGGAGCAUCUGGCGCUGGGGGUGGAGAGGCAGCAGAUGUCGCAGAUAGACAUUUACAACUACAGACUGCAGAUGAUUUUGAAGCUCACCGUCAGCUCCCUUAUCAGCACCCGCCAUUACUUGGUCAUGGACAGCGACGUGCUCAUGGUUCGCCACGUGGGCCCUCAACAGGCGCACUGGCUGUUCCCGGAGCCAGGGAAGGCCCUAUACCAGCCCCAACGACGUGUCGUACAUCACCGUUGGUGGAACGCUACAGAGGCAGUCCUGGGCCUGGGGGGCUGCUUACCCACCCAUCCGGAAACUCGUGUCUUCGGCGUCACCCCCGCCCUCCUCGCCACCGACAUUUCUGCCAGUGCGGCCCGUUACUGGGACGAGCACCUGGGUGGCGGCUCCAGGCUGCGAGCCCUAGGGGAGCUCCUUCCCAGACGGCGGCCCUUCCUCACCGAGUACUGCUCCUACCACUUGGUGGCGGAGUGCGUCAUGGGUAACGGCACGAUGAACGAGUACCAUGCACUGCCGCGACACCGCCGCCUUCUUCACACUGCUGGCGGCGGCGGCAAUGGCGGUGACGACGAUACGGCUCCGCCGCCGGUGCUGUACCGCGGGUUAUGGCGCAACGGAUCCUGGCUACAGCCCGGAGGUCGUGCGACAACAUGCAAGGACUGUAUUUUCCUGGUGGUCCAGAGCAACGCGGGGGUGUCAGAGUCCAGAGUGGUUGGAGACCUUGAGGAGGUGUUUGCAUGA